AUGUCUACCCACGCGCGGCAAGAUGCGCCUAUUCCGGCACCCUCAUACCGCUCCAGCAACGAGUCCAAGCUGUUUGGCCGCAUAACUAAGAUAUGCUGCGUUGGUGCAGGAUACGUGGGAGGGCCGACUUCGGCAGUCAUGGCGAACGCGAAUCCCGACAUCCAGGUAACAGUAGUCGAUUACGACAGCAAGCGUAUUGCUGCAUGGCAAUCAGACGAACUCCCCAUAUACGAACCCGGCCUCAUGGAGAUGGUCAAACCAUCACGCGACGGUAUUCCAAACAAGAGGGCACCAAACCUCUUCUUCUCCACAGAUGUCGACCGCGGCAUUGCCGAAGCUGAACUCAUCUUGUUGAGUGUAAAUACCCCAACCAAGACACUGGGCCAAGGUGCAGGACAUGCGAGCGAACUGUCGUAUUUGGAGUCUGCUGUUCGAAAGAUAGGAGCUGUAGCGACGGACAAUAAGAUUAUUGUAGAGAAGAGCACUGUACCUUGCCGAGCAGCAGACACACUUCGAGACGUUCUGAGAGCAACAAGCAAACCUGGAGUAGAAUUUGAGAUAUUGUCGAACCCCGAGUUUUUGGCCGAAGGAACCGCCAUUCAAAAUCUCUCGAAUCCCGACCGCGUACUGAUCGGCUCUCUGAAGACACCCCAAGGACUGGCGGCUGCACGAGCCCUUGCCCAGAUCUACUCUGCUUGGGUCAGCGCGGAGCGUAUCAUCACGAUAAACCUAUUCAGUUCAGAGUUGGCAAAGUUGGCUGCAAAUGCUCUACUUGCUCAACGAAUCAGUAGUGUGAACGCAUUGGGUGCCAUGUGCGAAGCAGUAGGUGCAGAUAUCGAUGAGGUAUCCUACGCUGUCGGACUAGACAAGCGCAUUGGGUCUCGAAUGCUCAAAGCAUCGGUCGGGUUCGGUGGCUCUUGCUUUCGCAAAGACAUCUUAUCCUUGGCAUAUAUCGCGGAGUCACUGAACUUGUUCGAAGUCGCUGCCUACUGGCGAUCGGUAGUCGACAUCAAUGAGUACCAAAAGGACCGUUUUACCCGCCGUAUUGUGCGAUGCUUGUACAACUCGCUCUCGAAUAAGACACUUGCAAUCCUCGGCUUCGCGUACAAGAAAGACACAGGGGAUACCCGUGAAUCAGCAGCCAUCACAGUCGUCAACAACCUUCUCGCAGAGGGUGCGAAUGUCAGAAUCUACGAUCCCCAGGUCAAGGAAUCGCAAAUAAGGCACGAUAUCGAGAGCAGUAACCCACACCCGCAAAGCAUCAAAGGCAGGCUCGCCGUCUGUUCUUCGACCUAUGACGCGUGUACGGACGCCGACGCCGUGGUUAUAUUGACGGAGUGGGACGAAUUUAGCAACAAGAGCAGUUCUGCACAUGUCCGUGGAGACUUGGUACGUAGUGGCGACGUGGAUGCAAUGCGCAAAGAGAUAUCAUGGAAGCGCAUCUCGCAAGUGAUGCGACGGCCCAUGUACGUGUUCGACGGGCGUAAUGUCGUCGACCCUGUGCCUCUGGAGGCAUUGGGCUUCCGAUACGAAGGCAUCGGUAAAUCGAGGGAGUUGUAG
Alternaria burnsii is the source of this 1560-nucleotide messenger RNA. RefSeq names its product udp-glucose 6-dehydrogenase. Gene Ontology annotation, molecular function: UDP-glucose 6-dehydrogenase activity; NAD binding. Lineage: Eukaryota; Fungi; Ascomycota; Dothideomycetes; Pleosporales; Pleosporaceae. Gene Ontology annotation, biological process: glycosaminoglycan biosynthetic process. The coding region runs from base 1 to 1560 and encodes 519 amino acids. Gene Ontology annotation, cellular component: cytosol; nucleus. The record is from RefSeq and is a predicted model, not a curated record. The transcript has a single exon.